Bombina bombina (fire-bellied toad) is the source of this 2773-nucleotide messenger RNA. RefSeq names its product gastrula zinc finger protein XlCGF26.1-like. Gene Ontology annotation, biological process: central nervous system development; regulation of transcription by RNA polymerase II. NCBI's taxonomy places the organism in Eukaryota, Metazoa, Chordata, Amphibia, Anura, Bombinatoridae. Gene Ontology annotation, molecular function: RNA polymerase II cis-regulatory region sequence-specific DNA binding; DNA-binding transcription factor activity, RNA polymerase II-specific. The record is from RefSeq and is a predicted model, not a curated record. Bases 319 to 1692 code for a protein of 457 amino acids. The transcript is spliced from 4 exons. Gene Ontology annotation, cellular component: nucleus.
AAAGAGAAAAACUAGCAACCCACCUCAGCAAAGAACAUAAAUGCCAGACGCUACACCUUCAACAAUUGAACGCCAAAACAAAGCAGAUCAUACCCACAAGAAACUAAAAUGCAUGCCUAGCAUCCCUCAACCUACCACAUCUCACCACUAACCAACAAUCUCAACUAGAAGACCCUAUAACACCAGAAUAAAUCCAAUUAGUGAUUAAGGAUCUCCCAGCAGACACGGCCAGAGCACUGAGAGAUAUCAGGUAUUGAUGUAACUGGAGUGAAUAAGGAACCUUCUUCCUGAGCACAGACAUUGCAGCCUGUUAUCAGCAUGAACUCAUAUGUGUUAGAGAAACAUGUUAAAAGUUCAGCUGCAUCCUUCACUACAGGAAGCAUCAGAAAGAUACCACAGACUCCAUCAUUUUUAGACACUAAUGACUAUUCACAAAUAUUUGGGAAAUCACAGCAGAUAUUUAAAGAAGAUGGUGAAUUCUCAGGAACUGGGCAGCAAUCAUUAUGUACAGAGAGUAAUUUAGUCAUCAAACAAGAGGACAAGAUUUAUGCCUUAUCUAGUGAAAUGAUUAUCCUAGAGGAUAAACCACAAACAUUUACCAAGCUUUCAAAAAAUUUGAAAGAAGAGAAAAGUCUACAGUCUAACCAAAUGAUUCAUACAAAGGAGAAACCUUUCAAAUGUACAGAAUGUGAGAAAAGCUUUAGAUGUAACUCUUGUCUCCUAGAACACCACAAAAUUCACACAGGUGAGAAGCCAAACACAUGUCCUGAGUGUGGAAAAGGUUUUACACAAAUGACAAAACUUAUAGCUCAUGAAAGGACCCACACAGGGGAGAAACCAUUUAACUGUACAGAGUGUGAAAAAAGUUUUACACUAAAGAGUAGUCUGAAAACUCAUGAAAGGAUUCACACAGGAGUAAAGCCUUGCACAUGUACAGAGUGUGGAAAAAGUUUUACACAAAAUAGUAGUCUGAAAAAGCAUGAACGGAUUCACACAGGAGAAAAGUCUUUCACAUGUACAGAGUGUGGAAAAUGUUUUACACAAAAGAGUAGUCUGAAAUAUCAUGAAAGGAGUCACACAGGGAAAAAGCCUUUCACAUGUACAGAGUGUGGAAAAAGGUUUACAUAUAUGAUUAAUCUGAAAACUCAUGAAAGGAGUCACACAGGAGAAAAGCCGUUCACAUGUACAGAGUGUGGAAAAAGUUUUACACAAAUAAAUAAUCUGAAAACUCAUGAAAUGAUUCACACAGGAGAAAAACCUUUCACAUGUACAGAGUGUGGAAAAAGUUUUACACAAAUAAAUAAUCUGAAAUAUCAUGAAAGGAGUCACACAGGGAAAAAACCUUUCACAUGUACAGAGUGUGGAAAAAGUUUUACAUAUAUGAGUAAUCUGAAAACUCAUGAAAGGAGUCACACAGGAGAAAAGCCUUUUACAUGUACAGAAUGUGGAAAAAGCUUUACAUAUAUGAGUAAUCUGAAAACUCAUAAAAGGAGUCACACAGGAGAAAAGCCUUUCACAUGCACAGAGUGUGGAAAAAGUUUUGCACAAAUAAAUAGUCUGAAAUAUCAUGAAAGGAGUCACACAGGAGAAAAGCCUUUCACAUGUACAGAGUGUGGAAAAAGUUUUACUGAUAAGGGUAAUCUGAGAAAACAUGAAAGUAUUCACAAGGGAAGAAACCUUUCACAUGUUUAGAAAGUGGCAAAAAGAUUUUUAUUGAAGUCAGGUAUCACAAAACACCAAAUAUUUACACACAAAUACAUUUUAUAUACACAGUGUACAAACCUCUUUACAAUUAUCCUAAAGAGUACAAACUCUCUAAAUAGAAGCAUAAAAAAUGAUCCUAUUGUAAAUAAUACUUUCUUAAUCCCAGUUAUAAAAGCCCCAGAUUAGAAGAGCUCUUUUGCUGUCCUUUGUUCCUCUGUAUAUGUGCACCUCAGUUUCUCUUUUAUAAAUGUGAUAGAAUCCAAACACCAAACAGGAAUAUACAGAUCUGUCCUCAUACUGACCAGUUUACACAACCAUUCACCACCAAAGCACCCCAGUGUUGUUUAUUAAUAUUGUACAGGGAAAAUGUGUAUUUUCCUUGUUUAUUAACCCCUUAAUGACCACAAUGUACUCUGUAUGUCACUGGUCGUUAACGGUUUUUCCAGGACAUAAUAGCACAAGUUUAGCAAGAACACACUAUUAAUGCACUCCCUCCAGCAGGCUUUGUGGAAUAGAGCAGUCUCAACGCUGGUGGCAAGACCGCGCUAUAAAACAAUCAAGUCCCAAAAAAAGGCCAGUGACAUACAGGGUACGUCGCUGGUCCUUAAGGGGAUAAUAUGCCAAUGUUGUAAUGAAAACAAUUAUAUUUACAGAAUAAAGAGUCUUUAUAUGAAUAGAGUGUUAGAGAAUUAUAUAAUAUAUAUAUGUAUUAAUGAUUGACAUCUGGGAGAUAUAUUUAUUGUGCACAUCAGAUGGAUAAACCUUUUCUUAUAGCAAUAGAUGCUUAGCAUUGUACAUGUUAUAUGCCAGAGGAAUUACUGAUGGGAAACUGAUUUUAUUACAUGAGACACAAUAACAGUAACAUACGUGAUCACAAUCAGUUUAAUUUAAAUGGCUACUAUAACUAAAGGGGACAUUAUAUAUCUGAUAAAUCCCUUUGUAUCAAGAGCACAAGUGUUAGGUAUAUUUAUACCAUUGUGUGCAUAUAUCAUUUAAUGCUGCGGUUGAGUAUAUAAUCAGAAUAAAAGGAAGUCCACAGUACUCCAAUAUAUCUUACAGCAAUUUAUUA